Messenger RNA from Condylura cristata (star-nosed mole), 6863 nucleotides. It is a transcript of the gene MED12L, whose product is annotated as mediator complex subunit 12-like. The transcript has 43 exons. Bases 52 to 6564 code for a protein of 2170 amino acids. Gene Ontology annotation, molecular function: transcription coactivator activity; beta-catenin binding. Gene Ontology annotation, cellular component: mediator complex. The record is from RefSeq and is a predicted model, not a curated record. Gene Ontology annotation, biological process: regulation of transcription by RNA polymerase II. NCBI's taxonomy places the organism in Eukaryota, Metazoa, Chordata, Mammalia, Eulipotyphla, Talpidae.
GGCUGCUCCAGCUCCAACUCUCAUUCAUUUUGCCGGUUAACAUGAGAGAUCAUGGCCGCCUUCGGGCUUCUCAGCUAUGAGCAGAGACCGCUGAAGCGCCCCCGGCUGGGACCGCCCGACGUCUACCCGCAGGACCCCAAACAGAAGGAGGAUGAACUCACUGCUGUGAACGUUAAGCAAGGUUUCAACAAUCAGCCAGCAUUUACUGGAGAUGAACAUGGCUCAGCCAGAAAUAUUGUAAUUAAUCCGUCCAAGAUUGGAGCUUAUUUCAGCAGCAUAUUAGCUGAGAAAUUAAAGCUUAAUACUUUCCAGGACACCGGAAAGAAGAAACCACAAGUUAAUGCUAAAGAUAAUUACUGGCUGGUCACUGCUCGAUCCCAGAGCGCAAUUCAUAGUUGGUUCUCUGACUUAGCAGGAAAUAAACCACUUGCUAUUUUGGCAAAAAAGGUUCCCAUCCUUAGUAAAAAAGAAGAUGUUUUUGCUUAUUUAGCUAAAUAUUCAGUGCCAAUGGUUCGAGCAACAUGGCUGAUCAAGAUGACUUGUGCCUAUUAUUCUGCUAUUUCUGAAGCUAAAAUUAAGAAACGUCAGGCUACCGAUCCCAAUUUGGAGUGGACACAAAUAUCUACCAGAUAUCUUCGGGAGCAGCUGGCGAAGAUUUCUGACUUUUACCACAUGGCUUCCAGCACAGGUGACGGCCCUAUUCCUGUGCCUCCAGAUGUGGAGCAAGCCAUCAGGCAGUGGGAGUACAAUGAGAAGCUGGCAUUUCAUAUGUUCCAGGAAGGAAUGCUAGAAAAACAUGAAUAUUUAUCAUGGAUCCUGGAUGUCUUGGAAAAGAUCAGGCCAAUGGAUGAUGACCUUCUUAAACUCCUGUUACCACUAAUGCUGCAGUACUCAGAUGAGUUUGUUCAGUCGGCCUACCUGUCUCGUCGUCUUGCUUACUUCUGUGCCCGGCGUCUUGCCUUGCUGCUGAGUGAUAGCCCCAGCCUUCUUGCUGCCCACUCGCCCCACAUGAUGAUUGGAUCAAACAACUCAAGCAUUGGGACCCCCAGUCCAGGUCCCCCAGGCCCGGGUAUGAGCCCAGCACAGCUCGCCUUUUCUGACUUCCUUUCCUGUGCACAGCAUGGUCCUCUGGUUUAUGGACUCAGUUGUAUGUUGCAGACUGUCACUCUAUGCUGCCCAAGUGCCUUGGUGUGGAAUUAUUCCACAAAUGACAAUAAGAGCACAAACCCUGGAUCACCCCUGGAUCUGCUGCAGGUGGCCCCCUCCAGCCUGCCCAUGCCAGGCGGGAACACAGCCUUCAAUCAGCAGGUUCGAGCAAGAAUUUAUGAGGUAGAACAGCAGAUAAAACAAAGAGGUCGUGCAGUAGAAGUUCGGUGGUCUUUUGACAAGUGCCAAGAGUCAACAGCAGGGGUGACUAUUAGUCGGGUUUUGCACACAUUGGAAGUCUUGGAUCGUCACUGUUUUGACCGAACUGAUUCCAGCAAUUCUAUGGAGACACUUUAUCAUAAGAUUUUCUGGGCAAACCAAAACAAAGAUAGCCAGGAGAUUGCCCCCAACGAUGAAGCUGUGGUGACACUCUUGUGUGAAUGGGCUGUGAGCUGUAAGCGGUCAGGCAAACACAGGGCGAUGGCUGUGGCGAAACUCUUAGAGAAGAGGCAAGCGGAAAUCGAGGCAGAGAGAUGUGGUGAAUCAGAGGUCUUAGAUGAGAAGGAAUCCAUUUCCUCAGCCUCUCUUGCUGGAUCUAGUUUGCCUGUUUUUCAGAAUGUUCUGCUAAGAUUUUUAGAUACACAGGCCCCCUCAUUAUCGGAUCCAAACAGUGAAUGUGAAAAGGUGGAAUUUGUCAAUUUGGUGCUGCUCUUCUGUGAGUUCAUCCGCCACGAUGUCUUCUCCCAUGAUGCCUACAUGUGCACCCUUAUAUCUCGAGGGGACUUGUCAGUUGCUGCCUCCACUCAGCCUCAGUCACCAGCAGGAGAAAAUGCAGAUGAACACUACCCCAAGGACCAUGAUGUAAAAAUGGAGAUUUUUUCUCCCAUGCCUGGAGAGUCCUGUGAGAAUGUCAAUGCUUCCUUGGGCAGAAGAUUGUCUGUUAAUGGUGAGAAGUUGCUGAAGAGAGAGAAACCAAGGGAGUUAAUUUUUCCAUCUAAUUAUGACCUUCUACGUCACCUGCAGUAUGCAACCCAUUUUCCCAUACCUCAGGAUGAAUCUUCAAGUCAUGAAUGUAACCAGCGCACGAUCCUUCUUUAUGGAGUGGGCAAAGAGCGUGACGAGGCGAGGCAUCAGCUGAAGAAGAUUACCAAAGAUAUUUUGAAAAUCCUAAAUAAGAAGAGUACCACAGAGACAGGGGUUGGGGAUGAAGGACAAAAAGUCAGGAAGAGCAAACAGGAAGCAUUUCCAUCACUGGAAACUGUGUUCACAAAACUUCAGCUUCUCUCAUAUUUUGACCAGCAUCAAGUCACAUCUCAGAUCUCUAACAAUGUGCUAGAACAGAUAACAAGCUUUGCAUCUGGAACAUCAUAUCACCUCCCUUUGGCCCACCACAUUCAGCUCAUCUUUGAUCUCAUGGAACCAGCGCUAAAUAUCAAUGGACUAAUUGACUUUGCAAUACAGCUGCUAAAUGAGCUGAGUGUUGUAGAAGCUGAACUGCUGCUAAAGUCCUCCAGCCUGGCGGGCAGUUACACAACCGGCCUAUGUGUCUGCAUUGUGGCUGUUCUCAGGCGCUACCAUAGCUGCCUGAUCCUGAAUCCUGACCAGACAGCCCAGGUGUUUGAAGGGUUGUGUGGUGUGGUAAAGCACGUUGUAAACCCCUCAGAAUGUUCUUCCCCUGAAAGAUGCAUUUUAGCCUACCUCUAUGACCUCUACGUAUCAUGUAGCCACCUCAGAAGUAAAUUUGGAGACCUCUUCAGUAGUGCCUGUUCAAAAGUAAAGCAAACCAUAUAUAACAAUGUGAUGCCUGCAAAUUCCAACUUGCGAUGGGAUCCAGACUUCAUGAUGGAUUUUAUUGAGAAUCCUUCUGCACGUAGCAUCAACUACUCAAUGCUGGGCAAGAUCCUUAGCGACAAUGCAGCCAAUCGCUACAGCUUUGUCUGCAAUACACUUAUGAAUGUAUGUAUGGGCCAUCAGGAUGCUGGAAGGAUUAAUGAUAUAGCCAAUUUCUCCUCUGAGCUGACGGCUUGCUGUACUGUUCUUAGUUCAGAAUGGCUGGGUGUACUGAAGGCUCUGUGCUGUUCCUCAAAUCAUGUAUGGGGGUUCAAUGAUGUACUUUGCACUGUAGAUGUGAGUGACCUUUCAUUCCAUGAUUCAUUAGCUACUUUCAUUGCUAUUCUGAUAGCACGACAGUGUUUCUCCCUGGAGGACGUCGUGCAGCAUGUGGCACUGCCCUCUCUCCUAGCUGCAGCUUGUGGAGAUGCCGAUGCUGAGCCUGGGGCAAGAAUGACAUGCCGACUCCUGCUCCAUCUCUUUCGAGCUCCUCAAGCUUGCUUAUUACCUCAUGCAACUGGCAAACCUUUUCCAGGAAUAAGAUCAUCUUGUGAUAGACACCUCUUAGCUGCUGCUCACAACAGCAUUGAAGUGGGAGCUGUGUUUGCUGUCCUAAAAGCUAUUAUGAUGCUUGGAGAUGCCAAAAUUGGCAACAGCAAUGUCAGCUCUUUAAAGAACGAUGACUUCACCAUGAGGGGUUUACGACGUGAUGGGAAUGCUGAUGAUAUCUGGGCUGCUUCACAAAAUUCAAAAUCCUGUGGAAAAAGCAUUUCCAUAGAAACUGCCAAUUUAAGAGAAUAUGCUAGAUAUGUACUGAGGACUAUCUGUCAACAGGAAUGGGUAGGAGAACAUUGUUUAAAAGAACCUGAAAGACUAUGCACAGACAAAGAACUUAUAUUGGACCCUGUGCUUUCAAAUAUGCAAGCACAGAAAUUACUGCAGCUUAUCUGUUAUCCUCAUGGCAUUAAAGAGUGUACUGAGGGAGACAACCUGCAAAGACAGCACAUUAAACGCAUUCUCCAGAAUCUUGAACAGUGGACACUAAGGCAGUCUUGGCUAGAACUUCAGUUAAUGAUCAAACAGUGCUUGAAGGACCCUGGCUCUGGUUCGGUGGCUGAAAUGAACAACUUACUGGACAAUAUUGCAAAGGCAACAAUAGAGGUAUUUCAGCAGUCGGCCGACUUGAACAAUAACUCUUCUAGUUCUAGUGUGGGCCUCUUCAACCCAAAUGGUAUCGGCAAUACUGAUAUAAAUAGCAUGAGACAGAGUGGAAUAAAGACAUUCCUAAGUUCCUCUGAACGCAGGGGUGUAUGGCUGGUGGCCCCUUUGAUAGCCAGGCUGCCAACUUCUGUGCAAGGAAGAGUGUUGAAGGCUGCUGGGGAGGAGUUGGAGAAGGGGCAGCACUUAGGGUCUUCUUCAAAAAAAGAACGAGACAGACAAAAACAGAAAAGUAUGUCUCUUUUAAGUCAACAACCUUUCCUCUCACUGGUCCUUACCUGCCUUAAGGGACAAGAUGAACAACGGGAAGGCCUCCUGACAUCUCUCCAGAAUCAAGUUAAUCAGAUUUUAAGUAACUGGAGAGAGGAACGAUAUCAAGAUGAUAUGAGAGCACGGCAGAUGAUGCAUGAAGCAUUGCAGCUCCGUCUGAAUUUGGUGGGAGGAAUGUUUGACACCGUGCAGAGGAGCAGUCAGUGGACAACAGACUGGGCACUCCUCCUCCUGCAGAUCAUCACUUCUGGAACCGUCGACAUGCACACUAACAAUGAUUUAUUCACAACGGUUCUUGAUAUGUUGGGUGUUUUAAUCAAUGGGACGUUAGCCUCUGACCUAUCUAAUGCAUCUCCAGGAGGAUCUGAAGAGAACAAACGUGCAUACAUGAAUUUAGUAAAAAAAUUGAAAAAAGAACUAGGAGACAAAAGGUCAGAAAGUAUUGACAAAGUUCGACAGUUGCUACCUUUGCCGAAACAGACAUGUGAUAUCAUCACUUGUGAACCUAUGGGCUCCUUGAUUGACACAAAGGGAAACAAAAUUGCAGGAUUCGACUCAAUAGAUAAAAAACAGGGUCUCCAGGUCUCUACCAAGCAGAAGGUGUCUCCUUGGGACUUAUUUGAGGGUCAGAAGAACCCGGCACCUCUUUCCUGGGCCUGGUUUGGCACAGUGCGCGUGGACCGGAAGGUGGUCAAGUAUGAGGAGCAGCAUCACCUGCUUCUCUAUCACACACACCCCAUGCCUAAGCCCCGAAGUUACUACCUCGAGCCACUGCCCCUCCCUCCUGAGGAGGAAGAGGAAGAGCCCACAUCUCCCAUCUCUCAGGAACCAGAGAGGAAAUCAGCUGAGCUGUCUGAUCAGGGAAAACCCACAACAGAUGAAGAGAAGAAAACCAAAGGAAGGAAGCGCAAGACAAAAUCCAGCUCAAGAGUGGACGAGUUUCCACAAAGCAACAUAUACCGAGUGCCUCCUAAUUACUCACCGAUUUCCUCUCAGAUGAUGCACCAUCCACAAUCUACCUUGUGGGGCUACAAUCUCAUGGGUCAGCCCCAGCAGCCUGGCUUCUUCCUUCAGAACCAAUCUCUUACUCCAGGUGGCUCCAGAUUGGACCCCACGGGCUCCUUUGUCCCAACUAAUACCAAACAAGCUCUGUCGAACAUGCUGCAGCGGCGCUCAGGUGCCAUGAUGCAGCCACCUUCUCUGCAUGCAAUCACAUCCCAGCAGCAGUUGAUACAGAUGAAGCUUCUGCAGCAGCAGCAGCAGCAGCAGCAGCAGCAGCAGCAGCAGCAGCAGCAGCAGCAGCAGCAGCGGCUCCUUAGGCAAGCCCAGGCUCGACCUUUCCAACAGGGCCAGCCAGGGGACCAAGCUGCUCUUUUUGCUGCACAAGCUCGGCCUGCCCCUCAGCUCUCUCAGUACCCUGGGCUCCAGCCAGCACAGGCCAUGUCCCAGGGCUACACAAUGUAUGGAACACAAAUGCCUUUGCAGCCAAACUCACAGCCACAGACUGGAAGCUUGGUCCUGUCUCCCAGCUAUAACUCCAGAACCUAUCCAGCCACGCACUCCAGCCCAGCUCUGAUGGAAAGACUAAGACAGAUGCAGCAGCAGCCAAGUGGCUAUGUUCAGCAGCAGGCAUCGCCAUACUUGCAGCCCUUAUCCAAUUCUCAGAGACUGAACCAUCAGUCCCUUCAGCAGAGCACUCUGGUGGGUGGAGGAAUUGAGGCGGUGCUGACUUCCGCACAUCCCAGCCUUCCCUCAGUGCCUCUACCUCAGGAACCCAUGAGGCCCAGGCAGCCACAGGUUCGACAGCAACAGAGGCUCCUCCAGAUGCAGCAAGCCCAGCAGCCCCCGGGGCCCCCGGGGCCCCCGCAACCCCCGCAGUCCCAGCAGCCCCAGCAGCCCCAGCAGUCCUCACAGCCCCAGAGUCAAACCCUUGGUCUUCAAGCAAUGCAGACCCAGCAGCCUUUGUUUCCCAGACAAGGCCUGCAGCAGACCCAGCAGCAGCAGCAGACAGCCGCCCUGGUGCGGCAACUCCAGAAGCAGCUUUCCAGUAACCAGCCACAGCAAGGAGUGACUCCCUAUGGGCACCCAUCUCACUUCUGAAUUUGGAGGAGAACAAGACGUGAAGUUUUGUGUUUGCACUGAAAAAUAGAACAUCAGAUUUAAUGCAUCAAUCAUUUUUAAAAAAGUUCCUUAGUUAUUUCAUUUCUUUGAAGUUUUCCUAUAUUUUCCUGUACAUUACAUACAAAGGUUAAACUUUAAACAAAAAGCAGAGAAAGGGAUGUAGUAUGUUUUAUUUGCAUUUCACUUUCAAACAGGCUUUGAAAUGUGCAUCAUUUCUACUUACUCCAUGAAGAGUUUGAUAGCAGAUCUUUGAAUUUGGUGCUUUUUUUCUUUGAGUC